Messenger RNA from Mytilus californianus (California mussel), 4362 nucleotides. RefSeq lists its product as uncharacterized. NCBI's taxonomy places the organism in Eukaryota, Metazoa, Mollusca, Bivalvia, Mytilida, Mytilidae. The record is from RefSeq and is a predicted model, not a curated record. The coding region runs from base 128 to 2665 and encodes 845 amino acids. The transcript is spliced from 14 exons.
UGUUUUGUACCUUUCUGAAGAAUGUCGUCUGGUAAUGUUUACAAACACUUCAAGUUGCCUUUGCCAAAUUGUAUAUUUUUAGUCCGCUCUUAGCUUUUUAUAACAUUUUUUUUAUUCAACAUACACAAUGCCUAAGCUAUACAACUGCAAGCCUUGUAAUUAUAAAACUAACCGAGAGCAGCAUCUACAGAGACAUUUAGAAAGUAAACACCACGCUGCAGCCUUAUUUUUUGAUGAUUCGGAUAGCGAGGAUGCUAACGAUAGCACUGAUGAAAACCCUAACUUUUGUGACAUCAGUGAUCCGUCGACCGAUGAUCAUGUUGCUGACGUGAUGGUCCACACUGUGUUGGAAAAUGAAAGCACCAGCCUGUCAAUGUCGGAGGGAGAAGACGAGCAGAGCGAUUCACAGGGAGAAGGCAGUGAAACAGAAGAUAAUACAGAGCCAAGGCAUGCUUCAAAUGAUGAGCAGUCAAAAGACUUUGAUUGGUAUCCUUUCCAGUCAAAGACAGAAUUAUUGAUAUACAUUUUCAUGAAUUCCACAACUCAUCCUAUUAGUGAUGAAGUUGUUAAAUUUGUGCUGUACAUGAUGAAAGAAUUAAAUGUUCCUGAUAUUCCAUUGUUUUACAAACUGAAAGAAAAGAAGUUUGGAAGUUUUUCAUGGGAAGAACUAAUUACAAAGGGACAGAACUCAGAUAACAUUCCAUUGUGGACUCUAAAACCAUCUGCAAUUUUGAAGAUGAUGAUUUCACACCCAGAUACUUCUAAAUCUAUCAUAAGAAAGCCACUUGCUAAUUGUGAAGUUAUAGGACAUCCUGCUCAAGCAGAAAAGUGGAAAACUGAUAUCAACUUCAAUAAUGAUAGAGUGGAUGAUUUACCUGUUGUUCACAUUCCUAUUAAUCUUUUUUUGGAUGACACUGCAACACACAAGAGCAGACAGUGGAUGGCACUGCACUGUAUUCAAAUGCAAAUAGCAGGGUUACCAACCAAGGAAAGACAAAAAGAAGGUGCCCUUCAAUUUCUAGGUGCAUCUGAAAAAGUAGAAAUAAUGGAUGUUGCACAAGUAAUAGUAAAUGAUAUAAAAGAUCUUCAAAGUGAUGGAGUCGAAGGUUAUGAUGCCAAUGAGAUGAAAAAAUGCUUCAUUAAGUCAAGUCUCAACUCUGUUAUUGCAGACUUCAAUAUGUUGUCUUAUUGUUGCAACCAUUUAGGAGCAGCAGCUAAUAAAUACUGCCCAAGAUGCAAUGUUGAUUCUGAACAUUUCAUGUCUUUAGGAACUUCAAGAACACCAGAAGAAACCAAGAGAACAAUCGAAAGAAUUAAUUUGAGAUCCAGUGAGAGAGACAAGAAAGCGUUAAGAAAACAGAAAGGAGUGAAAGAGCACGAAAAUGUUUUUUGGGAUUUAAUAGAUCCUCAUAGAGACAUACCUGUAGGAUUACUUCAUCUGAUACCUCUUGGCCUUGCAAAGCACCUGGUGAAGUUAAUUCUACAGGAUUUAGACAGUAUACAAAAACUGAAACUGCAAUUGCAUUUGCUGUCGAUGGUACCAGGAAGCAAAUUCCAAAAUUUCUUCCAUUAUAUUGAUAGCAAACAAGGAAAGCACUUUAAAGAAUAUUUACAGCUUGCACCUCUCAACAUGAGUUAUGCAGGAGUAGCUGGAAAGUAUGUACGCAUGGUGUCCUACCUUGCAAAGAUUCAGAAAACCUUAAACCAGGCCAAUUUUACAAGGACAGAUAUUCAAGAUCUGAGAGAAGACAUCAGAGCAUAUCAUCAGCUUGUGCAUCAACAUGCACCUGAACUGAAGAAAAAGGCUAAAACACAUCUUCUGUUGCAUGUGGUUGAGGAUAUACAGCGCCAUGGUCCACCACAGUCUUUUCAAGAGGACGCUUUUGAAAAAAAUCACGGUACAAUUCGCAAUAUAAUAUUUUUACAGAACCAGAAAGCGAGAUCAAGAGACACCAGCAUUAAAUUUGCAAAGCACUAUGUUGCUAAGCAUAUUAUGACUGGAGGGUAUUUUGAGGACCAUGAGACAUGGAAAACUGCAUCACCAAAUGUGAUCAACUUUGGAUUAUCCUCCCCAGAAGUAAGAAAGUAUUUUGGGUUGGGUCACCAGACUCAACGGGUCGCAGGAAAAAUUUCAUUAUUAAAAAGAGGAAAACAUGGACAUGUUUUGGAGGAAUCCCAAAAUGAGGAUGUAAUAUUGAGUGCCACUCUUUCACUAAAUAUUGAUGCUAACAUCAGCCAGUAUACCCUGAAGAGAGGAAGUGGUGUGACCACCCAAGAAAAUGAGCUUGCUCAAAGUGGCGAUUGGGUGCAAUACAUAAAUGAGAAUGAAAAUGAAUGCUAUGGUAUAUUCCAAGAGGGGUAUAUUUUAACACCAAAAAGAGGAAGCACAAGACUAAUAGUCAAAUUGCAGAAAGCUGAGAAGGUCAACACCAAGGAUUGUAACUGUGACAUGUACAAUGUGCAAAAUGUUUUUGAUAUUUUAAGUUCUAUAAAUGUACAGAAAAGGGUUAAUUUUUUUCAUGAUUGCAAAGGAGGAUCAUGCAACAUUUCAGAGGCAUUGCAUGAAGAAAGAAUUGAACAAGAAAACAUUACAAGAAAAACAAAUCAUUUGAAACACAAGAAAAAUCAUACUGUGUAUGUUCUAAAUAAAUAUAGUUUCAUUUAGUCAAUAAUGUAAAUGUACAGUAGGUUAUGUUUGACUUGUUGAAAAGAAGUAUGUUUCAUAAGGCCCCAAUUUAACAUGUUUAACACCAUGUUUAAUAUCAAAUAUUAAUAUCAUUGUUUCAAGACAAAAAUUGCAUCAAGAUAAUGAAUUUGGAAGAAGAGAAGUUAUAAAUAAAUAUUUUUAUGGAGCUUUUCUUAUAAAAGGUGUAAAUUUACACUUUGAAUUAUAAAUACACAAAAAAAUAAGAGUUUGGUGAAAUUUGACAAAAUCAGUUGCAUUAAACAUAAUUUGUAUUCAAGUUUCUUAACUUAAUAUGAGUAUUUUCCAGAUAUGUGACAUAUUAUUAGUUUAAAUUGAACAGGUUUGGACCCUGUUUUAAAAUGCACACAUUAAGAGAAUUGUAUAAAAUGACCAAAUUGAAGAUAAAAACUUAACAUAUCGGUUAAAAAAUUACAAAUUUGGAUACACAUCUUAAUGUGCUUAAUUUUUUAUCUUAUUGUCCUUAAAUUUUUAACAGAAAUUUAUGUAUUAGUUAAGAUAUUCCUUGUAUUCCAAAUUUCAUAACAUGAUUUGUAUGAAAAGUUUUGAGGGGGCAGUGGUGGUUGGAACAAUUGUCUGUAAAAGUUUAGAAAUAUCUUCUGGUGCUAUGACUGCAAUGAACCUUGUUAUGUAGGUGGUGUUUAAAAAGGUUUACAAAAUGAAUUGUAGGUGAGAAAAAUUAUUAAAAAAAUGGUUAUGAAAUUGUUUAAAUUUGUUAUUUUAAUGCAAAUUUUGUGAAAAAAAUGUUAUGGUAUUAUUUUAAUAAUUUUUUUAAAAAGCAUAAAUUGCUUUUCCAUAUUCAUACUCAGUAACAGUGAAAAGUUUGGAGUAAAAUUUUAAAAUUUGGUACAUACGAAUUAACAAACUGUACUUGGAUUUGACCAUAGCUGUUAAUUUGUGAAUGUCACAUCCUGAAUUACUUUCUUGUGUCAAAAGUUACAAGAAUGUAUAACCCAUGAUAAUCAAAUGUAUGCACAAGUUUACAUAAUUUGCUUUUGUUAAUAUGAUUAAUUAAUUUGCAAAGAUAUAUACCUUGCUGACAUAUAUUUUGUAGUUUGACCCUUGUUUGGCUCCUGUAAGACAUGAUCCUCAUUAUUAUUCAGAAUUUAAAUAUUUUCAUCAAUUGGCUUUUAGAAAUAAUUUACUGUGGAAAAGCUAUUUAUUGGAACAGGAUCUAAAAACAUGUAUUUCAAAUAUUUAUUCACAGUCACACUAUACAGGUUAGAUGUAACAUUGUUUUGUCUUGAUAUUAAAUUGCUGAUCCUGCUUAAAUUAUAAUUUUUUAAUCUUUUUAUCCAAAUAUUUCUCAACAAAUAUGAAUAUUAAUAGAUUACCUGUACUCAGAUAUUGAAUGUGUGUUUGAUUAUAAACAUAUAUAAAAUUUUAUGUUUAUUAUAAUAAAGCAAAUAGUUUUCAUGAAUCGCCAGAAAAUUUCAUAAAUCUAGAAACUGUAACCAUGGUAACAGUUGCAAAAGUAUUGAAGUAUAACACAAAUAUUACAUAAUUGCUGUCAAUAAUAUCAUUUUUUCACUAACACAAAUUCGAAAUAUAAAAAUAAAUCUUAUAUCUGUAGACAAUUUAUAAUUAUUUUAUUUAUCUGAUGUUUACCAUGUAUCAAUAUUGCUUCAAAAAUUUAACAGUAUAAAAGUUUAAUACCA